AUGACCUCAAAUCCAGAGUGGGGGCCUGAAGGCUCGCCUCAUGAGAUCGCACUCGAGCGAACGUUCGUCGCUGGCGACUUUCUGACCGGGAUGGGCUAUGGCAUCCAGAUUGUCCUUUUUACUAGUUGCGCGAUAUAUUUAUGGAACACACGCCGGACCAAAGGCCGACAGACAUAUUUCCUCCUUGCCUACAUGACACUUCUUCUCACCGUGCAGACUAUCUACUGUGCCGUACAAGCACGCACGGUGCAGAUAAUGUAUAUCGACAAUCGAAAUUAUCCGGGAGGACCCUGGCAGUACUUCCUGGCUACGCAGAACCUUCCUGUCAAUAUUAUGUUUUACGCAACGCUAUUCGUCUUGACCUUCCUUGCUGACUUGCUCAUUCUAUGGAGAUGUUGGAUUAUCUGGAGUGCAACAAGGGUUACCAUCGCUUAUGUGGUCGUUGCCUUCCCUGCUCUCAUGCUUCUGGCAUCCUUCGUGAUGGGCACACUCUGGACGCUUCAAUCAAGUCAACCUGGUCUCUCAUUAUACAGUGCACUUCCCAUGGCGUACGGAACAUCAUACUAUGUCAUCUCCCUCAGCGUCAACAUCAUCCUGACGAUCCUCAUCGCCACAAGGCUCCUCUUAUAUCGCAGAAAAAUGAUGGCGACCAUUGCACCUAACCACGGAACGGAGUACUUCUCUCUCGCAGCCAUUUUUGUUGAAUCCGCUGCUCUCUAUUCCUUCUUUGCCAUCAUAUUCAUCAUUACUUAUGCCAUUGACAAUCCGAUCAACCAGGUCUUCCUUGCAUUCGCCUCGUCUGCACAGCAAAUCGCUGGCUAUUUGAUCAUUUACCGCGUUGCAGAGGGACGGGCGCUGAACCAGAAGACGUUGGCCGCGACAUGGCAGACGGCCCACAGCUUGAACUUCCAUGUAUCAAACACCCAGCAAAGCGAGUUGAACGCGACUGACGCGUUGGAAGCCACCAAUACCCCAACAUCGCUCUCCCCGGGCCCCGGAUCACCCGGACGCACCUCGGGUGGGAUACAUCUGCGCAAAUCAGGAGAAAAAGAGAAGUCAGAGGGCGAGCAGGUCACAAAAUAUGAAAAUGUCUAG
Cyclocybe aegerita is the source of this 1095-nucleotide messenger RNA. The record is from the annotation of a GenBank genome assembly. NCBI's taxonomy places the organism in Eukaryota, Fungi, Basidiomycota, Agaricomycetes, Agaricales, Hemipholiotaceae.